Molecule: messenger RNA, 574 nt
Organism: Funneliformis caledonium
Lineage: Eukaryota; Fungi; Glomeromycota; Glomeromycetes; Glomerales; Glomeraceae
Source: the annotation of a GenBank genome assembly
GGAGGACUUGAACUUAGAUCUUGAUGAAGAGGAUAUUGAGAUAAUCAGAAGUAAAAAAAUUGUUAGUAAGGCCUUAUUCAGCUUGUCGAAAGAAGAACUUCAAAGCUAUAGACUACAACUGGGUCUGGCUAUUGCGAUUUCUGAGCUGAUAAAGGAAAUCAAAGGAACAGAAGAUCUUAAGAAACAUUUCGAUGAAAUCGCAGAAAAACUUAAAGAAAGACUUGAUCAUAAAAUAGAUGGAGUGAGUACUGAUACGGAAACCGACAAAAGUAUCAUUGUAGGAGAACGAGAUACUGAAACUACAUUCCCACUUAAACUGACAAUGACUACCCAAAGAAGAGUAUACAGAAAGUUUAAAUACCCACCUAGCCCUGAUGUUUCAGAAAAAAUAUUGCAAGAAUAUUUUAUUGAUGAAUGCAAACCAUUACAAAAAUCAAAAGAUUCAAAACUUGUUGUUGAAGACAUAUAUUCUGUCCCUCUACUGGCCACUCGAAAACCGGACUUUGUAUUCAUUGCUAAAGGUCAUCUUUUAGAUGCAUUACGUGUUGUAGCCAUUGGAGAAAUAAGAAAAUAA